Molecule: messenger RNA, 507 nt
Organism: Fraxinus pennsylvanica
Lineage: Eukaryota; Viridiplantae; Streptophyta; Magnoliopsida; Lamiales; Oleaceae
Source: the annotation of a GenBank genome assembly
AUGACUGUCAGCAAUGAAAUCUUGGAGCUCCUGGCCACAUCAUUUCCGGGCUUCAGGGCCUUAUCUUUGAUGAGUUGUGAUGGAUUCAGGACAGAUGGUCUCAAAGCUAUUGCCACCCAUUGCAGGGAUGAGUAUAAAAGACCAACAUCAGACAAGGUGAUCACUGAGGUUGAUAAGUGGAUGGGGAGAUUUGAUUGUUUAGUCAUCGGUCCAGAUGAUAUAAGACUGUUCACACCUCCCAGGAAAACUGCAGAACAUUCAGGUUUCGACUCACAGUUUGAUGGCAUGUGUUGUAAGGCUGGUAACAGAGUGUGCAAAAGUUUGUCUGCAACGGAGGACUCUGUUUCAGAUGUCAUGUUUUGUGAUAUUUGCUGCAGUGAACCUGGCUUUUGCAGAGAUGAUUGUCGUAUUCUUUGUUGCAAGACUAUCAAAAUGGCCUUUGGAGGCUAUAGUUACUUUCCAAGAUUGGCUACGUCAAACGGUAAAUUAUCUACUCUGAUGACCUGA